UGUAUAAAUGGGUAAUGGAAUUUUACAGAUGAAAAAAUAGGAAUUUAGUUUAAAGUUAACUUUGAACAAUUAAAAGUUAAAAUUUUGUAUAAAUAUGUAUACAAAAUUGUCACACAUGUUGAAAUAAAUCGCUUUUAAAAUAUUUAUAGAUCUGUGUAAAAUACUUUAAUUUUAAUAGGACGGAUUAAAGGGCGAUUUUGUAUAACUUUUAACUUAGUUUAAUACAGUUUUUCAUAUUUGCAAUUAAAAAAUCUCGUUUUACUGAGUUUAUAACGUUAUGCUGAGACGUUUCGGUUAAAACAAUUUAAAUCUAGAAUGAAUAGACCUUUGAUGGAGUAUGAUUUGCAAUGCUUCUUAUUCGUUGAACCAAUUUACAUACAGUGGUACAGGUAUAUAAAUACUAUAUAAUUGUAAUUUCCGCGUCAUAAAAAUUGGAUACUGUAGAAAUUGUGCAAUGGAAGAGAAUCAUGCAAGAGGACAGCCAAUUCGGCGAAGGAUUACAGUUCGAAUCAUAGUGGAUGUUAUAAUUUGGCUUGCAGUAUCUUUGUUAGUUUUGUACCUAUUUCUGUUCGGAAAACCCUACGAGACAGGAUUUUUCUGUGACGAUAAAUCGCUUAGUUAUCCUUCAAUACCAGAAACCAUAUCCACACCAGUACUGGUAGCAGCCGGAUUCACUUUCUCCAUUUUACUGGUUGUUUUAGUCGAAGGUUUAAAUUGUUGUGACAAUAAGUGCCUGCGAACAUGCCGACGAUCAACCGACCUUGUGUUUUGUGUGAAGAGUUACAUUGUGUUUUUGAUCGGCUUCCUCGUACAAGAACUGGUUGUUGACGCCGUCAAAAACAAGAUGGGUGUGCUCAGACCUAACUUCUUUGACGUAUGCAAACCACAGUUUAAUAGGACUUCAUGUCCAGGAUACAUAUCCAACUACACCUGCACCGGAAAUGAAGAAAAUAAAGAACUCAGAAGCAGCCGACAAUCUUUCCCUUCCGGUCAUUCAGCAUUUUCUAUGUAUAUAGCGAUUUAUUUUUGUAUUUACAUAGAGAAUCGUUUGCAGAUAAAAUUUUCUCGUUUAUUAAAGUUCUUUCUUCAAUCUGGUCUUGUAUUCAUUGCAAUACUCUGUGGUCUUGGGCGCAUCAAAGACAACAAACACCAUCCUUCCGAUGUCAUAGCAGGAUAUAUAUUAGGAAUCGGAGUCGCUGUAUUUGUGCACUUGGUAAUUGGAAGGACGUUUAUGAAGGCAGCAGGUGUUAAAGAAAGGACAACGUUACAAACAAAGAAUAAGACAUGUGACUGUUGUUGCACGUGCGAAAAUUCGUCAGACCUUGAUCCACAAACACCGGCACCCUUAUUACAAAAUGAAUAUUUUCAGAACAUAGAAAAUGGAAAACAUUCAUCGUCAACAAAACUUAUAGCGCUUCAAAAUAAUAAUCACCGAAAUACAUCAAUGACGUCAGAAAUCGUAUAAAAAUCGUUGCGUUCAUAGUAUAGUGACAUGUUUGGAAACGCGUAAAAAGUAGUUCUGAUACAUAAAGGAGAAUGAUUACUGUCACAUCUGAUAAUUGGCAAGAAAAUGUAACAUUUGCGGUAUUUAAAUCUGUUAAAUAUGAAAGAUGUAAUUUAACCAUGGCAAAAGUUUUAUGUAGUUUUUUUAUGUAUUUAUUAUUUUCAUUAUUUUGCUUUAUAGGUUUAACCAGGUAACAUUGCCGUUUCGAAAAUAAUAUUUUGCGGAGCCGUGUUCUACUAUAUGUUAUGUUUUAGCUUCGUUAUAUUGUCUGGAAGAUAAGCUAGGAUCUCUUCUGGAUGCAUGGACGAAGUUUAGAUCAUAGUCAUUAACACUCAUGUUCUGAUUUUUUCCUGAAUACUUAUGAAAUCUUUUACAAAUGCACAAUAGUUAGUUGAAAUAGUUUCAUAGAUUAAGAAAUAAAUUUUAGGGACGUAUUGAAUUUGGUUCGCAAAUUGUUUCAAUAAUUAAUCUUACAAUAAUUUUCUGUAAUGUUCAUCUUCAGCUAUUAACAAAUGAAACGAAAUGUUCUGUUUUUUAUUCAAAUUUUCAAGUAUAAAUCAUUAAUAUAAUAUAAGAUCUGUUAAGCAUAAUUGAUCUCAACAUUCUAUGGUAAUGUUUUAAGAUUUCAAAUACAUUUGCAAAUCAAAAUUAAAAAGAAUUGAAUAUUGACAGACAAAAUGUCUAUUUACUACAAGUACUACUUAGUUCUGAAGGCUUAAGUAUCUGAACAUACCAUAUCGUUUGAUUCAUUUGUGGUGUACAUAAGAAAUUCAAAAUCAUUUGCAAUAAAAUGGUAAUUGAAUUCUUAAGAUUUUUUUAUUUUUAUUUAGCUAUAAUGCUUACCUGCUUAGAGCGAAACUUAAGUAUCUAAAUUAGAAAAAGAAGAAACUCCCAGGUCGAAUGAAAAUGUUGCAGACCUGGUUUAAUUGAGUCUGUUCAUGGAAGAUAGUGGAAAUACAUGCUACCAUCUAACCCCAGAACUCAACAUUUUUACAUGUCACUAAAAUACAAUUAAGAGAAGUCCGAGGAUGUCUGAUCUACACGGAAUCUUCAAUGAUACACAAAGGUGCAAUUCCGUGAAAGCAGCGUAUGGUCCUCAGUUAAUAAUGGACUAGACAUACAUGAGAACUAAACAAACUAGAAUUUGUAGAGUUGAAUAGAGGUUAUGACGCCUGCACAUCAAAGAAACUGUCAAAUGGCAAAAAUAUUUGGCACCAUAUCCAAACAAUGAUUCAACAAUACCAGUAACUGUUAUAGCGGGAGCAUUGCAUCCAUC
Molecule: messenger RNA, 2780 nt
Organism: Mercenaria mercenaria
Lineage: Eukaryota; Metazoa; Mollusca; Bivalvia; Venerida; Veneridae
Product: phospholipid phosphatase 1-like
Exons: 6
Coding region: 455-1465 (336 amino acids)
Biological process (GO): phospholipid metabolic process; signal transduction; phospholipid dephosphorylation
Molecular function (GO): phosphatidate phosphatase activity
Source: RefSeq, a predicted model, not a curated record